Elephantulus edwardii (Cape elephant shrew) is the source of this 633-nucleotide messenger RNA. It is a transcript of the gene CLEC9A, whose product is annotated as C-type lectin domain family 9, member A. NCBI's taxonomy places the organism in Eukaryota, Metazoa, Chordata, Mammalia, Macroscelidea, Macroscelididae. The transcript is spliced from 6 exons. The record is from RefSeq and is a predicted model, not a curated record. Gene Ontology annotation, cellular component: cell surface; membrane. Gene Ontology annotation, biological process: receptor-mediated endocytosis. The coding region runs from base 1 to 633 and encodes 210 amino acids.
AUGCAAGAGGAAGACAUAUAUACCUCUCUUCAGUGGGAUAAUACAAUCCCAAACCAUUAUAAAAAACCUCUUGCUUCCAACAAAUUUUCAGGAAGAUGGUGUCUUAUGAUGGUUAUUUCAUGUUUUUUAUUCAUGGGCUCAUUAGCAACUUCCGUUUUCUUGGGCAUCAAGUUAUUUCAGAUGUCCACUAUUGCAAUGAAACAGCAAGAAAAACUCCUCCAACAGGACAGGGAACUGUUAAACUUUACAGAGUGGAAGCGAAAACAUGACCAACAGAUGAAAUGUUGCCAAACACUGAUGCCAAAGACUUUUGGUCCAGUUUGUGUAUUGACACAAGAGGAGUGUUCCAACAAAGGUGCUAAGCUUCUACAAACAGACAGUAAAGAAGAAAUGGAUUUUAUCAGUGAAAUGCUGACUAAAACCAAAAAGGACUAUGGUUACUGGGUAGGACUGUGUCAGCUUGCACCAGGCCAACUUUGGGUUUGGCAAGAUGGCUCCUCUUUAUCCUCUGAACGGAAGCUGAUGCAGCAACUCCCAUCAAUUAACCAGGACUGUGCCUACCUUAAGCGCAAUUCUCUUUUCCCCGCUAACUGCAGCAGUUGGAAAUAUUUUAUCUGUGAGAUGUACUCUUGA